Molecule: messenger RNA, 2076 nt
Organism: Cladophialophora yegresii CBS 114405
Lineage: Eukaryota; Fungi; Ascomycota; Eurotiomycetes; Chaetothyriales; Herpotrichiellaceae
Product: NADPH-cytochrome P450 reductase
Exons: 2
Coding region: 1-2076 (691 amino acids)
Cellular component (GO): cytosol
Molecular function (GO): NADPH-hemoprotein reductase activity; flavin adenine dinucleotide binding; FMN binding
Source: RefSeq, a predicted model, not a curated record
AUGGCUCAGGUCGAUACUCUGGACAUUGUUGUCCUCGUCUUGCUGCUCCUCGGCAGCGUCGCUUACUUCACCAAAGGCACCUACUGGGGCGUCCCGAAGGACCCCUACGCUACCUCUGCCCUCAAUGGAAGCGCUACCAAGAAGGGUUCCCGCAAUAUCCUCGAGAAGAUGGACGAGUCGGGCAAAAAUUGUGUCAUUUUCUACGGCUCACAAACUGGCACUGCUGAGGAUUACGCCUCCCGUUUGGCAAAGGAGGGCCACGCUCGCUUCGGAUUGAACACCAUGACUGCGGACCUGGAAGACUUCGAUUACGAAAACCUCGACCAAUUCCCCCCUGACAAGGUGGCCUUCUUCGUCAUGGCUACCUACGGUGAAGGCGAGCCUACCGAUAACGCGGUCGAAUUCUGGGAGUUCAUUAACCAAGACCCUCCUUCCUUCUCCGAGAACUCGGAUGAAAAGCCCCUGGGCAACCUCAAAUAUGUCGCUUUCGGUCUAGGAAAUAACACAUAUGAGCAUUACAACUCCAUGGUUCGAAAUCUGGAUAAGAUCUUGACCAAACUGGGCGCAAAGAGAAUCGGCACUGCCGGUGAAGGUGACGAUGGCGCCGGCACCAUGGAAGAAGACUUCUUGGGCUGGAAAGAGCCCAUGUGGGCUGCCUUGGUCCAGGAGAUGGGCUUGGAGGAGCGUGAGGCCGUUUAUGAGCCAGUUUUCAGCGUUGAAGAGCGCGAAGAUCUCUCUCCCGAGACCGACACUGUCUAUCUGGGCGAGCCCAACAAGAAUCACCUCGAGAACAGCCAGAAAGGCCCUUACAACGCCCAUAAUCCUUUCAUUGCACCAAUCGCCGAAUCAAAAGAACUGUUCACAGUCAAAGACCGGAACUGCCUGCACUGCGAGAUCGACGUUUCUGGCUCCGGCAUCUCGUACACGACGGGUGACCAUAUUGCCAUCUGGCCUACAAACGCUGGUUUGGAGGUUGACCGGUUGAUGAAGACUUUUGGCUUGGAAGAGAAGAGACACAGGGUUAUCAGCAUGAAAGGCAUUGACCCUACUGCCAAGGUCCCCUUCCCUACCCCCACAACCUACGACGCCGCCAUUCGCUACCACAUGGAAAUUUGCGCCCCUGUCUCUCGUCAAUUCAUGUCCACCUUGGCUGCCUUUGCGCCCAACGAGGAGGCGAAGAAAGAGAUGGCCAAGCUAGGCUCCGACGCCGACUACUUCAAAGAGAAGAUCAGCAGCCAAAUGUUGAAUGUUUCCCAGGCAGUUUCUGCCGUCCAUCCUGGUCCCUGGUCUGCCGUUCCUUUCUCCUGUCUGGUCGAAGGUCUCAACAAACUCCAACCCCGAUAUUACUCGAUCUCGUCCUCGUCGCUUGUUCAACCAGAGAAAAUCUCUAUUACGGCUGUGGUAGAGUCUGUCCGCGUUCCGGGCGCGGGUCACGUCGUCAAGGGUGUCACCACCAACUAUCUCCUGGCCCUGAAGCAAAAGCAGAAUGGAGAUCCGGACCCAUCGCCACACGGUCUGACGUACGAGAUCAACGGUCCCCGCAACAAGUACGAUGGUAUUCAUGUCCCCGUCCACGUUCGUCACUCCAAUUUCAAGCUGCCUUCCAACCCGAGCAAGCCAAUUAUUAUGGUCGGCCCUGGCACAGGUGUUGCUCCUUUCCGCGGAUUUGUCCAGGAGCGUGCAGAGCAGGCCAAGCGUGGUGAGGAGGUCGGCCAGACCGUACUGUUCUACGGCUGUCGAAGGUCAUCCGAGGACUGGCUCUACAAAGCCGAGUGGGACGAAUACAAAAAGAUACUGGGAGACAAGUUGACCAUCUUCAACGCAUUCUCGCGAGAAGGUCCCAAGAAGGUCUACGUGCAACACAUGAUCAAAGAGAACGCCAAGUUCAUCAAUGACCUCCUCCAACAAAAGGCCAAUUUCUACGUCUGCGGUGAUGCAGCCCACAUGGCCCGAGAAGUCAAUGAGGUUCUCGGCCAGAUUAUUGCUUCUGAACGGGGAGUUGACGAGAAGAAGGCGGAGCAGGUCGUCAAGAGCAUGCGCAGCAGCGGUGUCUACCAGGAAGAUGUUUGGUCGUAA